AACCCUAGCUUUGCCCCAAACAUUGCUUCGCCUCCCAUUCUCUACUUCUCUGGCUCCUAGCUUUUCAUUCUCUUUGCUUUCAAACUGAUGAGACCUCCAAGAGGCCGUGGUGGUGGUGGUGGGUUUAGGGGCAGAGGUGAUGGAGGGAGAGGGAGAGGAAGAGGUGGUGGUGGAAGAGGUGGCGAUAGGGGGGGCAGUGCUAUGAAGUCCCGUGGUGGGGGACGUGGCGGCCGCGGUGGAGGAAGGGGGCGCGGAGGAAUGAAGGGUGGGAGCAAGGUUGUAGUUGAGCCCCACAGACACGAUGGAGUUUUUGUGGCUAAGGGUAAAGAAGAUGCUCUUGUUACUAAGAAUAUGGUCCCUGGUGAGGCUGUCUACAAUGAAAAGAGGAUCGCCGUUCAGAAUGAAGAUGGGACUAAAGUUGAGUACAGGGUUUGGAAUCCUUUCCGAUCUAAGUUGGCAGCUGCAAUUCUUGGAGGUGUUGAUAAUAUAUGGAUUAAACCUGGUGCUAAGGUUCUCUAUCUUGGAGCUGCUUCUGGUACCACUGUUUCUCAUGUAUCUGAUGUUGUCGGUCCUACGGGAGUGGUUUAUGCUGUGGAAUUUUCUCACAGAAGUGGUAGAGACUUGGUCAACAUGGCAAAGAAGCGAACAAAUGUUAUACCUAUCAUUGAAGAUGCUAGGCAUCCAUCCAAAUACAGGAUGCUAGUUGGCAUGGUGGAUGUGAUAUUUUCUGAUGUUGCUCAGCCUGACCAGGCAAGGAUUCUGGCGCUGAAUGCAUCAUUUUUCCUGAAAGCUGGAGGCCAUUUUGUUAUUUCAAUCAAGGCGAACUGCAUCGAUUCCACUGUUCCUGCUGAGGCUGUAUUCCAGAAUGAAGUUAAGAAAUUGCAACAGGAUCAGUUCAAGCCCUUCGAACAAGUCACUCUUGAACCUUUUGAGCGUGAUCAUGCUUGUGUCGUUGGUGGCUACCGAAUGCCAAAGAAACAGAAAGCUGCAGCAUAAUGUUUUUUAGGUUGUCUUUUAAGCCAAUGUUUUCUAGAAAAGAGAUGGCAUCUUAGAUUGAUUUGAGAAAAUUCAGUUUAUUAUGAUGUUUUAUUUUUAAUUUAGUUUUCGUUAAAACCCAAUAUGAAUGUUGUUUUUGAACAAUUUUCGCUAAUGUUGGUUUCUAUCCUCAUUCAUCUUCCCGCUUAUCUGUGUUCUGCAGCACCAAAAUAAUCUAUUCCAUGACUAAAAUA
This is a messenger RNA of Durio zibethinus, 1229 nucleotides long. RefSeq names its product rRNA 2'-O-methyltransferase fibrillarin 1-like. Gene Ontology annotation, molecular function: histone H2AQ104 methyltransferase activity; rRNA methyltransferase activity; RNA binding. Gene Ontology annotation, cellular component: box C/D methylation guide snoRNP complex; nucleolus; small-subunit processome. Gene Ontology annotation, biological process: box C/D sno(s)RNA 3'-end processing; rRNA methylation. NCBI's taxonomy places the organism in Eukaryota, Viridiplantae, Streptophyta, Magnoliopsida, Malvales, Malvaceae. The record is from RefSeq and is a predicted model, not a curated record.